AUGAGUUACGAAGAUGUUGAACAGUUAGAUUGCAGUUUGGAAAAAGUGAGAGCACCGAUGCAUGCUAAUUGUUACCUUGACGAUUGUCAAAUAGAAGAUACAAAACAUCAUAACAAACAUUGUAGAUUACGAAGCUGUAAAGAUAUAUCUUUGACUGAUAUUUUAAAUAUGCCUAACCUACUAGAAGGUGGCGUUGUUGAUAGCGAUUAUCGUGGAGAAAUCUGUGUUUUGUUAAAGAACAAUAACGACCGUGAGUUUGUAGUUAAAACAUAUUUAGCAAUAGCUCAAUUAGUAUUUUUGCAAUGUUUUUCGCCUCAACUUUUCAUUGUUGGUCCAGAAGAGGAGUUAACAAGCACAGGAAGAGGAAUUGGUGGAUUCGGUUCAACUGGCUGUAUGCAAGGAAUAUAA
Messenger RNA from Hydra vulgaris (swiftwater hydra), 408 nucleotides. NCBI's taxonomy places the organism in Eukaryota, Metazoa, Cnidaria, Hydrozoa, Anthoathecata, Hydridae. The record is from RefSeq and is a predicted model, not a curated record.